Pteropus alecto (black flying fox) is the source of this 1398-nucleotide messenger RNA. RefSeq names its product calcium-binding mitochondrial carrier protein SCaMC-1. Gene Ontology annotation, molecular function: ATP transmembrane transporter activity; calcium ion binding. The transcript is spliced from 11 exons. Lineage: Eukaryota; Metazoa; Chordata; Mammalia; Chiroptera; Pteropodidae. The record is from RefSeq and is a predicted model, not a curated record. Bases 1 to 1398 code for a protein of 465 amino acids. Gene Ontology annotation, biological process: transmembrane transport.
AUGGCUGACAUCAUCGAACUGCAGAAAGAACUGGAAGCUAUGGCCAUCCCUCUGGGCCAGGACGAGGAGAUAAUUUUAAAAUCUGUUGGUAUUAACAUACAUUAUCUGCUGCACCUUGGAUUUUGCAGUACAUUAAAGCCGCGCUGGCUGCGCGGCUUCGUGCUGCCCACGGCCGCCUGCCAGGACAGCGAGGACUCCUUCCACUACGAGGUCCUCUUCCGAGACCUGGACCGCAACGGGGACGGAGUGGUGGACAUCAAAGAGCUCCAGGAGGGGCUGAAAAACUGGAGCUCCAUGUUCGGCCUGUUUUCGGAGAAGGACAUUUUAAAAGCUGGAGAUACCAAUAAUGAUUCAAAAUUGGACUUUGAAGAAUUUAUGAAAUACCUUAAAGACCAUGAGAAAAAAAUGAGGCUGGCAUUUAAUAGUCUGGACACAAAUAAUGAUGGAGUGAUAGAAACUUCAGAAAUAAUUGCUGCUUUGAAAUCACUGGGUAUGACUAUUUCUGAAGCUCAGGCAAAAAAUAUUCUACAAAGCAUUGAUAGUGAUGGAACAAUGACAGUAGACUGGGAUGAAUGGAAAGUCUACUUUUUAUUUAAUCCUGCAGCAAGUAUUGAUGAAAUUGCCGGUUUCUGGAAGCGUUAUACUGUUCCUACGUUAAAGUCAGGAAGAAUGGGUUUAAUUGGUGGAUUUGAGCACAUGGUAAAAGAAGGAGGAAUUCGUUCUUUUUGGCGAGGAAAUGGUGUGAAUGUUUUUAAAAUUGCACCUGAGGCAGCCAUCAGGAUGUGGGCUUAUGAACAGUAUAAGAAAUGGCUUAGUUUCGAUGAUGUUAAAAUAGGAAUUAUUGAGAGAUUUAUAUCUGGUUCAUUGGCUGGUGUAACUGCCCAGAGCUGUAUUUACCCCAUGGAGGUAAUAAGGACCAGAUUGGCUCUAGGUAAAACUGGACAGUAUUCAGGGAUUAUUGAUUGUAGCAAGAAGCUUCUGAAACAAGAAGGUGUUAGGACUUUUUUCAAAGGUUAUAUUCCUAACGUGCUGAGCAUUAUACCUUACGCAGGCAUAGAUCUUGCUGUUUAUGAGCUUUUGAAGAAUUAUUGGCUAGAACAUUUUUCAGGGAACUCUGUAGACCCUGGGGUAAUAAUUGUGAUGGGAUGUAGUACAUUGGCCCACACUAGUGGCCAGCUAGCUAGCUUCCCCCUGGGCCUUAUCAGAACACGCCUGCAGGCUCAAGCACUGGAGCAAAAAGAAACAACCAUGAUUCAUCUCAUUCAAGAUAUAUAUAACAAAGAAGGAAAAAAGGGAUUUUUCAGGGGUUUCACUCCAAACAUCAUAAAAGUGCUCCCUGCAGUGGUCAUCAGCUCUAUUACUUAUGAAAAAAUGAAACGAUAUUUUGGAUUAAUUUAG